CUCAAAUCGCCUUGUUAUUUCUAUUGAAUUUUGUGAAAUCACUCUUAAAAUAAUCAUAAUCAAAAUAUGGAUAAUCAUCUUCAACUUCACCUCGCUCUCUCAACCACUUCCACUCGCAAUCUGCCGCGAAAUGAUGAGAAGAAGCGCAAAUUUGAUGAAUCAUUCUCCGAUGAUGAGAUGACCAGCAACAAACGCACAUUGCCGCUGUUGAUUUGGAAUGAUAACCGGAAUAUGGAUUGCGGAUGUGUUGAUGUGGAAGAGCAUGCGGUGGUGGGGUGGCCGCCGGUGAAUUCGCGGAUGCGGAAGGUGGCGGAGCAUCACCGCCGCGAGAGCACCGCCUCGAAUUACGUCACGGUGGAUAACGGCGGAGGAGGAGGAGGAGGAUUGAAUUCGAUGUAUGUGAAAGUGGAAAUGGAAGGGAUUGGGAUAGCGAGGAAGAUUAAUUUGGGGAUUUUUGGUUCUUAUCAAGCACUCACGGCCGCGCUCAUGGCCAUGUUUGGCAAACGCCGUGAAAUGUACAAGCUCACGUAUCGGGAUAAGGAAGGCGACUGGCUGCUUGCGGGUGAUGUACCUUGGGAAAGAUUUGUUAGAUCGGUGCGACGUCUAAAAUUGCUGAAGAAGGUUUGGUGAUCAGAGUUGGAGAAGCUUGAUCUUUUUCCCCUUUCCAAAAAUGUAGUGAAUUAUUAGUAAUGUAUUAGGAGUAAUUAAUUAAAUUUUGUAGAUUUUUAUGAAUGACUAA
Salvia splendens (bonfire salvia) is the source of this 739-nucleotide messenger RNA. Its product is annotated as auxin-responsive protein IAA31. Gene Ontology annotation, cellular component: nucleus. The transcript is spliced from 4 exons. The coding region runs from base 67 to 630 and encodes 187 amino acids. The record is from RefSeq and is a predicted model, not a curated record. Gene Ontology annotation, biological process: regulation of DNA-templated transcription. Lineage: Eukaryota; Viridiplantae; Streptophyta; Magnoliopsida; Lamiales; Lamiaceae.